AUGAAUUUAAAAACUAGUAGAGAUUGUUGUGUUUAAACUGAAUUGGAUUUAAUGGAAAUAGAAUUGUUUGAGAACAUUUAUUCAAAAAUGAUUUCCUCGAAAUUAUUAUCUGGAAGUAUAAUCUCAAAAAAUUAAUAUUAAAAAAUUGAUCAGAGGAAUAAUUUAUAUUCUUUUUAAUUAAGAAAGGUUGAUACUAUAGAAUAAAAUUUGAAUAAAUAAAGAGAAAAGAAAUAGAUUUAUAAAAAUAAUAAAUAAAUUUAUAAUGAGUAUGAUUCAAAAUUUAUUAGAAAAAAGCAGCUCAUACCUAAAUCAUUCCAUAUUGAAACACUUAAUAAUAUUGCAACACCUUAAUAAAUCAUUUUACCAUAAAAAUAGUUAUUCACUCUUCAUGGAUUAAAGAGGUCGUUGAAUUAUCAAACAAUUAGUAAUAGAUUAAACCAUGUCCUGAUGAUAAUAGGAUCUUAUACAAAAAUUUAAUACCAGAGAAAAUUAAACAUUUUGAUGGAAUUAAAACUUUAAAGUGA
Molecule: messenger RNA, 524 nt
Organism: Paramecium primaurelia
Lineage: Eukaryota; Ciliophora; Oligohymenophorea; Peniculida; Parameciidae
Source: the annotation of a GenBank genome assembly